This is a messenger RNA of Carya illinoinensis, 3831 nucleotides long. Its product is annotated as F-box/LRR-repeat protein At4g29420. The transcript is spliced from 2 exons. Gene Ontology annotation, molecular function: protein binding. Bases 12 to 1061 code for a protein of 349 amino acids. The record is from RefSeq and is a predicted model, not a curated record. Lineage: Eukaryota; Viridiplantae; Streptophyta; Magnoliopsida; Fagales; Juglandaceae.
UCUCUUUCUACAUGGAGGAGCUGCCACCGCCUCUGAUUGUCGAAAUCCUGGGUCGACUUGUGGACUCGGCCGAGCUCGCUAGCUGCCGGCUCGUCUCGAAAAACCUCAACGCGCUCUCCUACGAGGUCGCCUCCGUCCACCUGAUCUGGACCUUAUCGCGCUACCUAAAGUCUCGUGCACCCGAGACGAAGCACUCGGUCACGCCAUUCAAGGCCGUUUUCAGCACCCUGGUUCGCAACUCUCGGACCCUCGAAUCCGUCUCGAUUGGCGUGGACAAGUCUCUCGGAAGCAUAUCGUAUGACGACGUUGAGGACGAGUCCGACGACCUUUACCUCACCGAUGUGAGCUUCGUGAGGGAGUGGUUGCCGGAGAUCGGCGGAGGUCUGAAAUCGUUAUCUUUUUCAGACUUUUGGGUUCAGUCUUGCUGGAGAAAGUCGGAGGUUCUGUCUCUGAUUUCAUCAUGCUGUCAUACUCUUCUCGAACUAAAGGUAAAGAAUGCUUGGCUGUCAGUGGAUGGCCUGGAUCCAAUGCCUACGCUGACAAGCUUGACACUUGAGUUCAUAAGACUGGAUGAUGAAGACCUAAACAAGGUUAACAAUUGCUUCCCCUCUCUGGAAACUCUGAAUUUGAUAGGUGUGGGAGGACUUAAGGACCCAAAGAUUCAUCUUCUGCACCUUAAGAACUGUCAUUGGACAGUGUCAAAUGCUCCACUUUCUCUAGCUAUAUUGGCACCCAACCUUGUCAAUCUCACACUGAAGUGUAUUAAACCACAGUCUCUUGUCCUUGAAACCCCUUCGUUAUCUGAUUUCCACCUUUCCCUUGAGGAAGCAAAUGAAUUUGAAGUAAAAGACCUUAAUCAUUUGAAAACCCUUCAGCUUCAGUCUGUGAAUCUUUAUAGUCUCAUUUGCAUGUUCACAUGGGGUAGAACUGUCAAGAAGCUCACACUAGAUUCGUCGCAAUUGAAAAUGACAUCACCUAUGUGUACCAUAACCCACACAUACGACAAGAGGUCAUGCCACAUUAAAUGCUCAGAGACGGCAAUAAGCAACUAUCAUGGAUAGAGCCUGACCUGUUCCAGAAAUUUAGAUAGUGCACUCACCUUCCCCAACCUGCCAUAGGGAGCAGAUGUGAAAAUGAGCAUGCCCGCAUUCAAUGCGACAACAUGGUGUCUGGGGUGGCAAGUAGUCACCUUAUCUCUGACAGUGAGUGGGGACCACCUUGGUUAGGGUAUAUAAAAUCACGUCCAAGUUUAGGUAAGGGAUCUUUUUUGGCUCUCUGAAAUCUUCUCUUGUCAUAUGACAUUCUUACACUCUAUACUGACUUAGGAAUUGAAGAUAUCACACACCACCCUAGGUCAUCACCCUCAAGUGUCUACAGGUUUGUUGGAUGACUUACGGGAAGCCUUCGCAGUCUUGCGCCAGUGUAAAUUAAAGCUUAACCCGUUGAAGUGCACCUCUGGGGUGAAAUCAGGUAAGUUCUUGGUUUUAUGGUCUCUGACCGUGGGAUCGAGGCCAACCUGGAGAAGAUCAAAGGCAUAAUGAGUAUGCUUCCACAAUGAAACAUUCAUGACGUACAAAAGUUAGCCAGGCAGGUGGCCACCCUCAACCGUGUAUCUAUCAGCGUCACUGCAUGCCAUCUUGGCGAUCUUAGUCUGAGAUAAAAAAGGGUGUUAGAAGCCUAUGUACUAUACCAGCCAUGCAUUUCAAGGAGCCAAGGCCAGAUACCCGCGAAUGGACAUGAUGGCCUCCCAUUGGUGAUAACGACGUAGCAUUUGAGGCCAUUCUUCCAAGCCUACCCGAUGAAGGUGCUAACCGUUACUCCUCUCAAGAAGGUUUUGCAGAGGCCUGACGCCUUAAGACACCUGAUGAUCUAUGUAGUUGAGCUGAGCAAGUUUGACAUAAAAUAUCUCUCUUGCAUCCCGAUAAAGGGGAAUGUAUUUGUUGAUUUUGUGGCUAAAUUCACCAACUUCCCAGAAGAAAUUCCUGUUUCACCCACAGGAAAGCCUUGGAAGGUCUUAUUAGAUGGCUCAUCCUGCCGAACUAAAGGGGGAGGGGGGUGCACAUCAGCACAGAGUUUAGGGAAGAGCACAACUACACGAUCAAGCUCGCCUUCAAAACCACCAACAAUGAAGCCAAGUAAGAAGCACUACUACCCAACCAUCUAUAGCCGAGAUGUUGGGAGCAACGAAGAUUGAAGUUAAGGCCGACUCCCAGGUGGUCGUCAACUAAGUGCUAGGUGGAUUAGACACAAAGGGCGAGAAACUUUACAAGUUUCUACAACGAAUACGGGAAAAAUGUGACUACUUUUGUUACUUUUGUAUUCAACAGAUACCCAAGGAAGAGAGCCAGAGAGUCGACAAGUUGAACGAAUUGCGUCAAGACAAGAAGACUCACUACUGCUAGAACACAUGGUUGCACAGACGAUGGAUUUCCCUACCAUAGGAGGUCUUGGUAGUAUGGCCAAGGGCGCUAGAAUAGGCGUUGGACCUGAUAAAGUACCUCGAUGCUAAUGAAGUGCCACAUAAAAAUGGGAAGCUCGGAAAGUCUAAAAUAGGGCAGCACACUUCACCCUAAUAGAUGGGGUCCUAUACAGGCAAGGUUUCUUAGAGCCCCUCUUAAAAUGUGUCUCAUAGGAGAAAGCCCAAUACAUACUAGUUGAGAUGCAUGAGGGAAUCUGCAAGAACUACUCUAGAGUAGACUUAGUCAAACCCCUACUGACAAGCAAAAGGGGCAUAAAGUUUGUGGUCGCCACUAUUGAUUAUUUCACCAAGUCGGUAUAAGUGGGAAGCCUUAGCAACCAUAACCAUUGGUGCCAUCGCAAGAUUCUUGUGGAAAUUGAUUAUCUGCCAGUUCAGCAUCCAGCAUAGCAUCGUAACGGACAAUGGACAACAGUUCAAUUCUUGCCAUUACCAUGACUGGUGCGCAGAAUUAGAAAUCAAGUUCAAAUACUCUUCCCCGGAUAACCCACAAUCUAAUGGAUAGGUCACGGCAACUAAUAAAACUCUACUGAGAAUCCUAAAGAAGAAGCUUACAGAUAAAAAAGGGAACUGGGUAGAAGAUUCCUGGUGUCUUAUAGGCGUAUUGGACAACCGUCAAAACACCAACGGGAGAAACACUGUUUGCCCUAACUUAUGGUAGCGAGCCAGUAGUACCGACAAAGGUAGGAGUGCCAACCUUAGGGUUCAACACUUUGUCCUAGGCUCCAACGAAAAGAAAUUGAGGGAGCAGUUAGACCUACUAGAAGAAAGAAGACAGGAAGCCGAGAUGCGGAUGAUGGUUAAGAAGAAGAAGGUUGAGCAUUAUUUCAAUAUGUGAGUCAAGCUCAAGUCUUUCAAGGUGGGUGGCUUGGUGUUGAAAUGGACCAGGAUAACCACACAAGAAUAAGGGAAGCUAGGACCAUGAUGAGAAGGGUCAUUCAUCGUCGUUGGUAAUAGUUGACCGAGAUUGUAUCACUUGAAGGAUACCCAGGGAAAUGAGCUACUGCAUCCGUGAAAUGCCAAACACCUAAGGAGAUAUUUUCCAUAAGUUGUAGCCAAGGGGUGUAUUGGUAAACCUUAUAAUCUAUGAAUAAAACUAUUUUUCUUUUUGAAAUGUCUCAUUUGAAUAAAUACGGAACAAAUCAAGUCGAGUCCCUAGACUCGCUACGAUGCAAAAGUCAAGCCCAAGUCACUUUGUUGCCCAGAUGAAUAACACAAGAACAAGGUGAAUUAAGUUGUAUUUAAAAAAAAUAACAAUUAUAAAUCAAAUAUACAAUAUAAAAUAUAAACAAAAUACAAAACAUCAAUAAAUAUAAAGAGUAAGGGUAAGAGAGAAGCAAACCAGUAUGUUAAUG